Messenger RNA from Amphimedon queenslandica, 426 nucleotides. RefSeq names its product protein dpy-30 homolog. Gene Ontology annotation, cellular component: Set1C/COMPASS complex. Lineage: Eukaryota; Metazoa; Porifera; Demospongiae; Haplosclerida; Niphatidae. The transcript has 3 exons. The coding region runs from base 24 to 338 and encodes 104 amino acids. The record is from RefSeq and is a predicted model, not a curated record.
UGUGGUCGUGUGCAUGUGUAACUAUGGCAACUGAAAAGAUGGAGGCUGGGGGUAAUGGUAAGGAAGAGACUGACCAGCAACACCAGCUCCCCAAGAGAGUCCAGCAACAUUUGGACAUAGAGAGAGCAGGAGUGAAGCCAGGGCCAACAAGAGUUGAAGUUAUGGGACUUAACACAAGAGCUUAUCUUGAUCAGACUGUAGUCCCUAUACUGAUUGAGGGCAUGGCCGUCCUGGCAAAGGAAAGACCUCCUGACCCGAUUGAGUAUCUGGCAGCCUACCUACUGAAAUAUAAGGAACGUUAUCAAACUGAUUAUUAUCCAAAGGAAAAGAGCUCAUGAUUUGUGUAAAAUUCAUAUAAUAUUUAAUGGAAAGAAAGAACCAGCAAUGAAUCAGCUACCUUGUACUUCAUGUACAGUUGUAUCCAAA